AUGGACUCGCAAGUUCUGACACCACCUCAUAUUGAAUAUGAUGACGACGAUGAAAAUGAAAAUGAAAAAGUUCCUUACGUACCCCACCUUGAAUAUAGGGACAUAGAUGAAUAUGAUCCAUUUCCUAUUAUUCCAAAUUAUGAAUUUUAUUCAAUGGAGUUAAUCCCAGAUAUGAAAUCUGAUAGUGAAUAUUAUGCUUCUUCUAGUUUUGCUGAUUCUGAAAGGCUAAGAUUAAAAAAGAAAUUUGCAGCCAUCCAAGAAAGAAUACUUAAGGAACAUAACAUAAAUGAAGACCAAUUGAAAACUUUAUAUGACCUCAAAAUGGAAGGUGAACUUCCCGAAGAAUAUUUUGGAUUUUAUUGUGAAUUAGCGAGAGAGAUAAGAUUCCUAAAGAGGCUUUCUCUUACUCAGGCUGAUCUUCAGCUUGACAGAAUGGAACAUGUUGUGCCUGCUAUUAAAACAUUAUUCUAUGAUUUAAGUUUCCAAUCUCAUACAGAUAGUUUGAUGUUUAAUAUACACGCUCCCGAUACCAUUGGAUUGAAAGAACUUAAUAAAAUAAUUAGGUCAAGAGCAGAUGAAUUUCAGAGGGAGUGUGACAAAAUUAUAGAUGAUUUGAUUGAAAUUUGUGAAAAACAGCAUGAUAUCUUUCUAACAGCUCUGCGUAAGUAUAAAGAUCUAAAGGAUAAUAGUAAUCAGUAUCCAUCAGUUCGUAAAACGAAAAAGUUGUCUGAGGCCAAACUGACAUACGAAAAUGCAGCACAAAUUAGAGAUUCUACAUUAAAGAAAGUGUUAGCUAAAGAAUACGAGUGUGACAUAGUUUCAUUGAUUUAUCUAGACUUUUGGGGCCAUGGAAAACUAUGUGUUCAUAAUUUAAAAUGUUCGUUUUAUGAACAUGAAAGAGAACAGAAAAAGGUCCCUGACUUUAACGAGUACGACUUCUUUAUUAACUAUUUAACUAAAAAUACCUUCCCUGAUCCAAAUAGAAUACAUUCUCCGAUAACUUUAUCUUUACAGUUUCCAAAAUGUAUCAAUCCUGCAGUCAUUGAAUUCUUUUUCCCAGAAGAUUAUCCUCAUCCUUGGGAAGACUUACUUGCACUGCACUUCAGAGAGAAUAAAAUUACUAUUUUAAAAGCAACAAAACCUUUAAAAGCACCGUAUACCUCAACAAAAGUUCAUGAUAAUAUAGUUUUAGUUCAAGUAUUAGUUGAUUUACCAGAUAAUUCUGUUCCUUAUCGCUUGAGAAAGAGUUCACCUCCUGGAACAAGAGUUGAAUUGCUUUCUUUCUUAGCCUGUUGUAGAUACUGCCAUAAAACUGAUCAUUCACGCCAUAAUUGUGAAAUUGCUCCUUGUUUAUUUUGUGAUACACAGGGUGAUCAUACACCUGCAACAUGUCUCUAUAAUCCUAAGUUUGAUACCCCUUAUUAUAUAGAAUUAAGGAAAGAAAGAGAUAAAAUUAAAGAGGAAAAGAAAAAAAUAGAGAAGCAAUCCGAGAAGCAGAGAAAGAGAGAGAGAAGGAGGGAGAGAAAGAAGUGGAAACAACUGGAGGGAGAUAGCGAAAAAUCGGAAGAAGAUAGCGAAUAG
Scheffersomyces amazonensis is the source of this 1581-nucleotide messenger RNA. RefSeq lists its product as uncharacterized. The record is from RefSeq and is a predicted model, not a curated record. Lineage: Eukaryota; Fungi; Ascomycota; Pichiomycetes; Serinales; Debaryomycetaceae. The transcript has a single exon. Bases 1 to 1581 code for a protein of 526 amino acids.